AAGGACGCCGAGAUGGACAGGCUGCGAGCGGAAGCCGCCAAUGCCAAGAAGAAGCUGCAGGCGGAUGCGCGCAUGAAGAUGAGGUGGGAAGCGGCUUACGUAGAGCUGCUUCUCGGGGCUAACCAGAAGCUCGCGGAACUCAGAGAUAGUGACUUGGAUGAUUCCAGUACUUGUGCAGAAACCCCAAACCCUAAGCUGAAUGAAGUUGAAAUCUGCGCAAAGCUUAGAGGAAACAGUCGUUAUGAUGUACACAUUACAAGCAAUAUAAGUGUGGAGCUAAGAAAACUAAAGCAGGCCUAUGAGACUCUGAGCUCAAUAAAGGACAUGGAAAAUUCUGCAUUACUCUUAGAAAAGGAUUCUAUGCGUAGCCAGUUGAAUAUAAUGCAGCAGGACUAUGCCGCACUCCUAAAGAACAAGAAAGCGGAGGCAGCACAAGCUACAGAAGCAGCACUAAAGCUUCAGCAGAGUGUAGAUGAGCUUAAGGUGUUGGCCCAAAAGAAGGAUGAUGAGAUUGGCAAAUUGCAAGAAGAAGCUGUUGGUGCCAAAAAGCAGCUAAUGAAAAUGCAGUCCUUGGUCAAGGAGAAAGAUGAUGAAAUCCAAAGACUCAAAGGUUGGCAUCCUCAGUAUAUUCAAAUGUCCAACAAGGAUAUCAAUGGGACACAUAAAAAGUUGAGGUCCGAUGAUCCAUGUGUAAGAGGCAAAUCAAAAACCAAUGUAGGAAACUAUGGGCAAGAUGAAACUAGUCAGAAGCGCAGGCGUGUCUCUUCCCUAUCAAAUGUACAAAAGCCUCUAGGGAGCCCCAAGAGAAAGAGAGCUGCUUGUAGUGCCCAAGUUGCCAACCGUAAAAGCCACACUGAAAGCAGAGCGGUCAAGUGUUGGUACUCCUAUCGCAUGGCUCCACAGCCGCUGCGCUCAAGGAAUCUGAAGAUUGCCAACGGCCGUCGUUCAACGAUCGGCACUGGUCACUGGGGUAAUUACGUCAGGCUCGUUAACGACAGCCUGGUAGACCAACCUGACAAGCACAAGAUGUUUGUCCAGUUCCUGUGCAAUUUUGAGAACUGGAGAAUUUGUCAAGUGGCUAGAACCAUGGAGGUCGUGUUAGAUGGACAGCCCAAGCUGAUCCAUCAGUUUAACAGGUUCUUGCCUAACAAUUGUCAGAUGGAGGUUGAUGAUGAUGAUGAGGAGAAACAGCAGCCCGAGGAGGAGCAGCCGCGCCCGCAAGGAGCACCGCAACCUCGUGGCCAACUCCCAUCAGCGUCACCAUCAGCAUCAGUGGCAGAGUCAGCGUCAGAGUCGGAGUUAGCGUCAGCCGCGGCGGGCCUGGUCAAGCUCAAGGAGGCAGAACAGCAGCCAAAGCGGGAGCGGGUUUAGUGGUAUUUGCUGACUGAUAAUUCAUGCCUGUAACUAGGAACAGCUCAUAUGAUGAUCACUGCGGCUUCUUGUAAAUUGAUACUUAUGUCAUGUCUCUGGUCUGGUCAGAUGUAAAUUGAUACUUAUGGUCAUGUUGCUGAAUGAUUUACCAGUGUUUGAAGUUGGAUCAACAUCUGAUACAUGUGGCAUGCACGGAAUCUAUCGGCCCAACGAGUCAUUAAUGAUACUAGCAAAACUUAAUCU
This is a messenger RNA of Lolium rigidum, 1614 nucleotides long. RefSeq lists its product as uncharacterized. The transcript is spliced from 7 exons. The coding region runs from base 13 to 1371 and encodes 452 amino acids. NCBI's taxonomy places the organism in Eukaryota, Viridiplantae, Streptophyta, Magnoliopsida, Poales, Poaceae. The record is from RefSeq and is a predicted model, not a curated record. Gene Ontology annotation, biological process: regulation of DNA-templated transcription.